Molecule: messenger RNA, 3012 nt
Organism: Stegodyphus dumicola
Lineage: Eukaryota; Metazoa; Arthropoda; Arachnida; Araneae; Eresidae
Product: BTB/POZ domain-containing protein 6-like
Biological process (GO): neurogenesis
Cellular component (GO): cytosol
Molecular function (GO): protein binding
Source: RefSeq, a predicted model, not a curated record
CUUCAAGUUCAUGUUUUGUUAUCUUAAUCUGUAAUCCUUCACCAUAACCCACAGCGACUGCAAGCUGAUUCUUCUUCUAGGCUUAAAAAAUAUUACAUAUAUAGAUAUUGGUAUAGAUUGAACGAUAGCUGUUAAUAAUAUUUUAAAUUUAAUACUUGAUAAAAAAGUGAGUUUCUCUAUUAUACUUCUGCAUGUUGGAUGCAUACAAAUUAAGAUCUGCGAGGGGAACAAUUAUCUGCAAAUGAAACUGAUGCAAUAUAACCAUUCAGAUUUCCGUUACUCGUUUUUUGUCACCUUCCAUAUAAAAUACGACGAGUUACAAAGAGAGAUAUUUGUGUCACAUUAUUCAAAACGGCCAAAGACAGAAAAAGAAGUUGAAACAACUUUUGUUUAAGCAACUUGUUCUCUGUUUGAAUCUCAGGCGAAAUGGCAUGACUGUUGGCCGCACGUCUUUGCGCAAGACCUUGGCACCAAUGCCGUGGUCAAUCAACCAUUUUGUUGGAAGGUGGGGGUGUUGGGGAUGAAAAAAGGUACUUCAAGGUUCGUAAUUAUUGCGAAGCGAAAGUGGAGUAAACGCUAUUGACAGCAGUUUGGGUUUCGGUAAGCGCUCGUGCAAAUUCACUUUCUGAGGCUUCUUCCGUUACCUGCUGAGAACGGCUGGAAUAAAGAUUCCGGAAAUGGAUAGUGCUAUAUGUUCUCGCAAAAGAGAGAUGAAAGACAGAAUUGGAGACUUAUUACUAAAGGAAAAGAUGAGCGACGUUGUAUUCUUUGUCGAUGAUCCUCCUCAGAGUUUUCCGUGCCACAAGGUUAUUCUUGGUGCAGCAAGCGAAGUAUUCGAAGCCAUGUUUUACGGGAAGUUGCCAGAGAGAUCUGAAAUUUACGUACCGGAUGUGACAUCAGCCGGUUUCGUCAUCAUGCUGCGGUACUUGUACACUGAUAUGAUUACCAUCGAAAACGAAUCCGAUGCUUUCGAAGCUGCUUAUGCAUCGAAAAAGUACAUGAUUAAAAAUCUCUUCAGAGCUUGUGAAAAUUAUUUGCUGAAAAAUGCGAUUCUGAAUUCCCAGACUGUGUUCUCGCUGUACGAAGAAGCCUCCUUCCUCGACAUGGUUAAACUUCAAAAUCUCUGUUUAAGAUAUAUAUCUAGAAAUGCUAAAAAAGUAUUUCGUUCCAAAUCUUUCAUGGGCGCUUCAAAGGACACGUUGAAAGACAUUUUAAUGCUGGAUUUGAUGGACAUCGACUCUGAGUGUGAAAUUGUUGAAGCGCUUUGGUUAUGGGGUGAAGAACAAUGUAAAGAAAGUGGAAUAAAGUGUUCGGAAGAAAAUAUCCGAAACUUUACGAGAAGUUUCUUGAAACACGUGAGAUUUCUAACAAUGAAAUUCGAAGAUCUGAAUAAAAUACUUGGAAAAUUUCAACUCUUAGAUUCUUCAGAACAGUUAGCACUUAUGUGGACAGUUGCAAUGCCCAAACAAGAAGAAAUUCCCAAUAUGCCUUUAGAAAUUUGCAAUAUAGCAAGGGCUAGGUCCAUAACAAAUUGCUCAAGGAUUAGUAUUCCUGUUGAAUACAAAUAUGAUGGUAAUAUGUCCUCAUUCUCAGUUGCAGAACACACACAGAAAGUAAAGGUUACAGUGAGUGGAGCUUCUUUAACCGUUGUGGGAGCGGUACUUGCUUUUAAACCUAUACCAUGUUAUUCUGCUCAACACAGAUCUCUGAACUUUGACUUUAUUGUUAGCAACGAAACCGCACGUACUCGAUCAAGUGCCACAAUAUGCUUGAAAGCUGAAAAAUCGAAAGAGGAUCAAAUUAUUCAAGAGCUUGUUCUUGAUGAUUACGUAUUGAUUUCUGAAGGAGAUAUCGGGGAAAUAACUGUUGCAGUUACCGGCGAAGGUGUGAGGCUAAUGCAGUGCGUUGAUGAUAUAUUCUCUUGCGAUGUUGGGGAUUCACAAGCGACUCUCACGUUUGAAGUAGAAGCCAAUAAAAAGAUGUUGUUCCCAGUGAAAGAAAUUAUGUGCAUUUAGAAUAGUUAUACAUGUUAAGAAUAAUUCGAUGAACGAAUGACAGCAAAGAGUGUUUCCCAUCAGGAUGUUUUUGAAAUGCUUAACGCUGAUUUGCAAGCCAUGGUAGAGACACAAAGAUGGUCGCCGGUCUGCAGUACGAGGCUUCAUCAUGCUUCACAUAUGAAUCUAAAAUUGGAGAUUCGAAUAAGGUCUUUUCGGAACGAAAAUGUUCAGAAAGAGAAUACAUUUACAAGGUUUUUGCAGGAAUCGGAAAUUUUUUUUGAUUAAGACAGCAAGUUUUAACUGCUGAAAGAAAAGAACUGACAAUUGAGCUUCGACUAAAGUCACAAAAACAAAAUAAUGUAAUUCUAUAAAUUAAUUCAUGCAUUUUCCUUGCAAAUUUAUUCUUACUAGUUACAAAAGUACAACUAGACGAGCUGAUGAAAUAGUUCGAACUAAGAUUAGGCUACAGUAUAAUUCGUUAGUUAACGUAUUUGAAAGCGUCCGCGAGUAAAACUUAACGAAAAGUUUGAAAGCAUUUUAAAAACACCAAAGCAGAUGCUGAGUAACUUGAAGAUAUUUAGUAUAAUUAACGGUCUGUCAGCUUUAAGUUGGUUGUAUUCUAAAGCUUUUAACUUAACAAAUUGAUUAUUUAAAAGUAUUAACAAAUGCCAGCUUCAAGGAAGAUAAUCCAAAGUCUAUCAGAAAACAAAUCUAAGUUAGUUUUAAUGAAAGGUCUUUUGACGGACAGGUGUUUUAUUUAUUUAUUUCGUAAUGAAAUUAACCAUUUACAUCAGAAGCAAAUAAUACCAAGCUUCAAGUUUUGCAGUGAAAUUGGAAUUCUUUUGCUGAAAACAAAUGCUUUUAAAAGAAUGGAACACAUGAUCUCCAGGAAGUGUGAUCGAAGAUUGAAAUAAUUCACAAUUACGAAUUAUAAUUAUAUUUUAAGCUUCAAAUACUCUUAUGUAUUUCUUGUUUGACUUUAAAAAAUAAAUCAAAACUGUUUCAGUCUUGAGAA